Messenger RNA from Rhizophagus irregularis DAOM 181602=DAOM 197198, 1763 nucleotides. RefSeq lists its product as uncharacterized. NCBI's taxonomy places the organism in Eukaryota, Fungi, Glomeromycota, Glomeromycetes, Glomerales, Glomeraceae. The record is from RefSeq and is a predicted model, not a curated record.
UGCAAAUUUAGCAGGAAAUAAUGAAAAUUCUUUAUAUUUAACUAUACCAAUUAUGUUCAUCCCUUUCAAUAACAAAAGUAAUCAAUGUUAUUGUUGUAAAAAAAACUAUUCUAAAACACUAUUGUUCGAACAAAAAUAUUGCAAGGAUUGCUUACAAUGGUAUAUUAAAUAUGCAACUAGUAAUACAGAUAGUAUUAAGACAGCAAUUGGUAACUUGGAUGUAUGUAUUAGAACAACUAAUACUAAUUGCGAUAAUCAUAAACCAAGAAAUUUGGAUUUUUGCAUUCGAGAGUGGUGUGAAAAUUGCUCUGAAAUUUUAUAUUUCAAACAAAUUGUCACAAAUCAGCGAUUUGAUUUUAAAAAUAUGGAUCAUUUUUUUAAAAAAAAUCGCAAAAAAUCAAUUUAUAAACAAAAUGUAUCAGAUAACUUUUUUGAGUUUAAAUUGUAUUCCAAUUAUUAUUCAAUUUCUUUUGAAUUUAUAGAAUCAACUUUGGUCAAAAAUCAUAUUCCAAUACUUCAUUUACCAUGGUGGGAUGCUCAUAAUCAAUGUAUAAUUUGCAAUUCAAAAUUAAAAUUUAAAUCAAAUUGUCAAAAAUGGUGCUCAAAUUGCUUUAUAAUUUAUACUGGGUGUAGAUAUUGUUUAACAACAAAUAUUAUUUUUGGAAAUACAGAAAAAUCUCAAUGUAUGAAAUGUAAAAGAUUGUCAUUAAUUGAUAUCAACAUGAAAAAUAUUAAAGAACACUUUUUAAAACUCAACACUUGUAACUAUAAUCAAAUUACUAAUUACGUGAAUAAUAUAGACAAGCAUUCUAAUCUACUGGAAAUAUAUAUUUUUAUAAAGAAGCUUGAGUACUUUGAUCUCAAAAUGUAUUCUCAAACAAUUGAAUAUUUAGAGAACAAUGAAGAUUAUUCAAUUAUGCCAAUCAUGUUCAUUCCUUUUAUUAAUGAUGAAGAUCGAUGUUAUUGUUGUAAAAACAUCUAUUCUGAAACCCUAUUCAAACAAAAGUAUUGCAAGGAUUGCUUAUAUUGGUGCAUUAAGUAUACUACUAGUAAUUUGAAUAUUAAAUGUGCAAUUGAUAAUUUGGAUGUAUGUGUAAGAACAACUAAUACUAAUUGUGAUAAACAUGAACCAAAAAAUUUGGAUUUUUGCAUUCAAGGGUGGUGCGAAAAUUGCACUGAAAUCUUAUAUUUCAAACAAAUAGUUACAAAACAGAAAUUUGAUUUUGGUAAUUUGGAUCAUUUUAAUGAAGAAACCUGUAGAUUAUGCAAAAAAUUAAUGUACAAACAAAAUGUACAAGAUGACUUUUUUGAGUUUGAACUAUGUUCCAAUUGUUAUUCAAUUUCUUUUGAAUUUUCAGAAUCUAUUCUAAUUCUUUAUUUACCAUGGUGGGAUGCUCGUAAUAAAUGCAUGAUUUGUCAUCAACCUCUAAAAUCAAAAUCUAGUUGUCAGAAAUAUUGUUCAAAUUGCCUUAUGGUUUAUACUGGAUGUAGGAUUUGUUUAACAACAAAUAUUAUUUUUGGAUAUAUUAAUCAAUCUCAAUGUAAAAGAUGCAAAAGAAUUGAAAAAAUUGCUUCUAUUGAUACCAUUGAUACCAUUGUUGUCGAUAAUGUCAGUGGAAAUUCUAAUAUAGACGAAUUUCUUAAUUUUACAAAGUUCAACAUGAAUAAUCAAGUUUAUGAUUAUGUUAAUAACUAGUGUACUUUUGGAUAUAGUGAGUGAGUUUUAUACUAAUACUACUAAUAAAUUAAUAAAAGAUUUUUUU